Messenger RNA from Arachis ipaensis, 507 nucleotides. The record is from RefSeq and is a predicted model, not a curated record. NCBI's taxonomy places the organism in Eukaryota, Viridiplantae, Streptophyta, Magnoliopsida, Fabales, Fabaceae.
AUGACCAAGAAGAGAAGUUGGAGGGAGAACGAGACUGUGGUACUAACCGAGGAACGUAGUGCCAUCAUUCAGCACAAGUUACCUCAGAAAUUGAAGGACCCUGGGAGCUUCCAAAUCCCUUGUAUCAUAGGGGAAAUCACAGUGGAAAAAGCUUUAUGUGAUUUGGGAGCCAGCAUAAAUCUGAUGUCCUUAGCAAUGUUGAGACGAAUGAGGAUUGAGGAGACCAAACCAACAAGAAUGGCCCUUCAAUUAGCAGAUCGAUCAUUCAAGUUCCCUCAUGGAAUAGUAGAAGACUUGUUGGUGAAGGUGGGAGAUUUUAUCUUCCCAGCAGACUUUGUAGUGUUGGAUAUGGAGGAAGAAGCCAAAGCCUCCAUCAUUUUGGGAAGGCCAUUCUUAGCUACUGCCGGAGCCAUCAUAGAUUUCCAAAAGGGUGAACUUACCCUUAGGCUACAUGAUGAGAAAAUGGUAUUCAACGUAUUCAAGGCCAUGAUCAACCCACAGGAAUAA